Molecule: messenger RNA, 2147 nt
Organism: Quercus robur (English oak)
Lineage: Eukaryota; Viridiplantae; Streptophyta; Magnoliopsida; Fagales; Fagaceae
Product: cytochrome c biogenesis protein CCS1, chloroplastic
Exons: 8
Coding region: 98-1786 (562 amino acids)
Source: RefSeq, a predicted model, not a curated record
UGGUUUUGGAUAAAGUAACAGACAGCUAUGGUUGUUACACUUCACUUCAAACCUCAGUUCCGAAACUGAGAGACCACAAGUUCCAUAAUUUCUAACAAUGGUGGCUCUAACUCUGAGUCCCACAAAAACCCUUUUCCUCAAUUCCCAUCUUCUUCACUCCACUUUCAAACCCCAUUUCAUUAAUCCAUACAGUACCAAAACUCAGAGUCUCCACAGUUCGAGGUUUCUCUCAUUCAACUUAGUUACUUGCAAGCUGAAGUCACCUCAAGAUAUCAAGAACAAGGACAAGAACAUAUCCAAGAAGAUUGUGUUGUCAGAGGCAGCACCGUCACUAGCGGAGAAAGGUGGUGAUGGUGGUGGUGGGGGUGAAGGCAAUGGAAAUGGGGAGGUUAAAGCAAAGUCAGGAGGUAAUUUGAUGAGGUUGGUGAAGAGGUUCCCCAGAAAGGUUCUGGGGGUUUUGUCUAAUCUGCCUUUGGCUAUUGGAGAAAUGUUCGCUGUUGCUGCUCUAAUGGCCCUUGGUACUUUCAUUGAUCAAGGUGAAGCUCCAGACUUCUAUUUUCAAAAGUACCCUGAAGACAAUCCUGUAUUGGGAUUCUUCACUUGGAGAUGGGUUCUUACCCUUGGGUUUGACCACAUGUACUCAUCUCCAGUUUUUCUUGGAACAUUAGUUCUCCUGGGUGCAUCGCUCAUGGCCUGCACUUACACAACACAGAUACCCCUGGUUAAGGUCGCAAGAAGAUGGAAUUUCUUAGAUUCUUCUGAGGCUAUCCGCAAGCAGGAAUAUUCAGACACCCUACCUAGAGCAUCAGUUCAAGAUUUAGGUGUUCUUCUGAUGGGAGCGGGAUAUGAGGUAUUCCUGAAAGGACCAUCUUUAUAUGCCUUUAAGGGGCUUGCUGGUCGGUUUGCCCCUAUUGGAGUACAUUUAGCAAUGAUACUCAUAAUGGCCGGUGGAACUCUUAGUGCAGCUGGGAGCUUCAGAGGUUCAGUCACAGUUCCACAGGGACUGAAUUUUGUUGUUGGAGAUGUAUUAGGCCCAACGGGGUUUCUCUCUACUCCCACUGAUGCUUUCAAUACUGAGGUUCAUAUCAACAGCUUCUACAUGGAUUACUAUGACAGUGGAGAGGUGUCCCAGUUUCACACUGAUCUUUCGCUCUUUGACCUUGAUGGGAAGGAGAAAAUGAGGAAAACAAUUAGUGUAAAUGAUCCUUUAAGGUAUGGUGGAAUCACUAUAUACCAGACAGAUUGGAGUUUUUCAGCACUGCAAAUACUUAAGGAUGAUGAAGGACCUUUUAAUCUGGCAAUGGCACCCCUAAAGAUCAAUGGAGAAAAGAAGCUUUUUGGGACUUUCUUACCAGUUGGAGAUGCUGAAUCGCCUAAUGUAAAAGGAAUAUCAAUGCUUGCUCGUGAUCUACAAUCAAUUGUCAUAUAUGAUUUGGAAGGUAAAUUUUCUGGAGUUCGACGGCCGGGCUCUAAGCUCCCGAUUGACAUAGAUGGUUCAAGAAUUGUUAUUGUAGAUGCAAUAGGCAGCAGUGGCCUUGACCUAAAGACUGAUCCUGGGGUGCCAAUUGUUUAUGCUGGAUUUGGUGCUCUAAUGCUCACAACUUGCAUCAGUUUUCUAUCUCAUUCACGGAUUUGGGCCUUACAAGAUGGAACUAUGGUUAUCGUUGGAGGAAAAACUAAUCGAGCAAAGGCUGAAUUUCCAGAGGAGAUGGACCGCUUGCUUGAUCGGGUUCCAGAAAUAGUUGAAUCAUCUCGUUCCAAGGAACCUGAUAAAGUUAGUGGCUAGUUUAUGAGGCAUUUAGAUGGAAAGAAAGAACACUUGUAGUGGGAUGAUAGAUGCAAUCUUAAACUUUGAAGUAAAGCAGAGAGGUGGCUUGAAUACAAUCAGACGUCCAGCUCUCAAAUUAAGGGCACCACUCCAUCCCAAUUGAACAAAACUUUGGCACAGAAGGUGAAUUUGUCUUUCCAAAUGUAUAGUUGCAGGCCUUUUUCAGCUCAUAUUGCAGAUUCCACAGCCAGGUUUUGAGACAAAGUUUUACAGUCUUUUUCUGCUGAAUUGCUUAUCCUCCAAUUAUUUCACUUACCAUACAAGAUGUAAAUUUCAGACUGAAAAAGAUUUCAUAAAUACAAUAUCAUUCUUUACUGCC